This is a messenger RNA of Astyanax mexicanus (Mexican tetra), 1449 nucleotides long. RefSeq lists its product as uncharacterized. NCBI's taxonomy places the organism in Eukaryota, Metazoa, Chordata, Actinopteri, Characiformes, Acestrorhamphidae. The record is from RefSeq and is a predicted model, not a curated record. Bases 1 to 1272 code for a protein of 423 amino acids. The transcript is spliced from 6 exons.
AUGACUCGGUUAAGAGGGUUACUCGUUUGCUGGAUAAUUUUGGGACUUAUCUCGCCAUACGUCUGGACCCUACCCCUGGGAACCGGUGAAUUGGCGCCGGGGAGUUACACGAGGGACGCUCUUCUCCUGCUACGCAGCUUCAACAUUCCAGCCCCGCAGGACCUGCCGAAGGAUCUGCGGGCAUCGGAACCAAAGAAAAGUGGAAGGAAGAGAGGUAGGCAAGGAGGGAUAAGGCAGCGGCUCCGUCGCCGACCCCAUAAACCUCCUAUUCCUUCCAUAAUCUUCGGGAAUGCCCGCUCACUGCGGAACAAAAUGGAUGAACUGCGUGCCGUUUCCAGAGCCCACCAUGAAUACAGAGACUCGUGUUUGCUAGUUUUUAGCGAGACUUGGCUUCAUCAUAAUAUACUGGACGAGAUGGUUUCCCUGGAUGGCUUUUCCUUGAUUCGGAUGGACAGAAAUGUGAACUCUGGAAAAACUACUGGCGGAGGUGUCUGUGCAUUUGUUAACAACAAGUGGUACACUCAGUACACGGUUCGUGAGACAGAGUGUAAUUCGGACCUAGAGCUUCUAUGCGUCCAAUCCAGUCCAAAUCUCAGGAAAUGUAUCGAACAAGAGCCUGUACAAGAACCACAAGCUCAGUCCUGUAUAGGUGGAGACAGACCAGUUAAUUUCUUACCCACUGAAAAAGUCUUCAUGGUGGAAUCCCUCCUGAAAUCAAGCAAUUUCAGAGAAAAAAGAAGGUAUCGCGUCAGCCUGGAUGAAAUUCAGCGUCGCAUUGGUCCCCCAGAGUUUCUGUCUUUAAAUGAGCUUGUGUCAUAUCUGCGGACAGCAAAAUCCAAUAAAGACUCCCUGAAAGGGGAACUGGAAGCUGCUGGUAUAAUCCCUCCCCCAGUGACCCGUCUCACAUCCAUGUGUUCAAAAUUAACAGAAGAUGAAGCUGAUGACCUAGCUGUGGACCUGGGAAAGCUUGCCAGUAGGCAUAUAGAUUUCCAGUCCGCUGCUGAAACUCAGCAAUCUUCACAGGACAAGGCAACAGAUCUCCUGAAAGCAAAGUCUGUUCAGGAGUUCUUAGGACAAACCAAAAAUGUCUUGGCUCCGUUCAUGAGUCGGUACAACACAGUGACUCAUGGACUGAGGCAUGAGAGACAUUUGAGGUCUCUGUUCAAAUUCUGGAGGCGUACCUACGUCAAGUCAUACGGCAGCUUACAGAAGAAAGUUAAAGCAAUUGUGCUGUGCAUGCAGCAGUGUUUUGUUUGUUUAGUUUGCAGAUAAAAAAAGUACUAGUCUUUAACAAAAGCUUUUCCACUUGAUAGUUCUUUAUUGUAUUUUGUGUACUUUUUUUCAAAUGUUAACUUUUGUACUACUUUACAAACACAUACAAAAAAUAAUAAAACAAAACUUUGUCAGUGCUAAUGCUUAACUUUGGAAAUUAAAACCUUUACAAGAGCA